AUUCCCUCUCAUAACAUCAAAGAUUCAACAUUUUCGCUCUUGUUCUUGUGACUUGUGUCUGUGAAUUGUGAUGUCAAACUACACCUUUGAGUCUUUGACAGUGGAAAGCAGCGACGGAGUGAAUCUCCGUACAAGGGUUUUCAAGCCAGUGGAGGCUAAAGAUGUUAACUUGGGGAUCGUUCUGGUGCACCCAUAUUCCAUUUUAGGUGGUUGCCAGGGUCUCCUUAAAGGAAUUGCUUCUGGGUUGGCACAAAAUGGUCAUACCGCUGUCACCUUUGACAUGAGAGGCGUUGGUAGGUCCACUGGGAGACCCUCUCUCACUGGUUUCGCUGAAGUUAAGGAUGUUAUUGCUGUUUGUAACUGGGUAUCUCACACACUCUCUCUUCCCAGGGUUUUGUUGAUCGGUUCUUCCGCAGGUGCACCUAUAGCAGGGUCUGCUGUUGAUCAGAUUGAACAGGUCAUUGGCUAUGUCAGCAUAGGUUAUCCAUUCGGCAUGACUGCCUCAAUCCUCUUUGGACGACACCACAAAGCCAUCUUAAAGUCUCCAAAACCAAAACUCUUCAUAAUGGGAACACAAGAUGGAUUCACCAGUGUGAAGCAGUUGAAAAACAAGCUUAAUUCUGCAGCAGGACGUGUUGAAACACAUCUAAUUGAUGGGGUAGGCCACUUCCAAAUGGAAGGGCCUGCUUAUGAUGCUCAGAUGGUGGAUCUCAUCAUUAAUUUUAUUGCAUCAUUGUGAAGACAAAUAACUGAUUGCUGAGUGUGAAUUGUCUUUACUGUUGGGAUUAGUUUGUGUACAUAAUCUGACUUUUGAAUCUGUAGAUUGGACUGUGGAUUUGAGUCCUCUAUGUCACCUUCUAUGAUAGAAACGAGUAAUAGACAGAGUAAGCAUUUCUGCUUAUUGGAUAAUAUGAGAGAGAGAGAUAAGGAGGAUUACAAACAUAAGAACCAUCCUUUUCAUAAUUUAUAAUUUA
Molecule: messenger RNA, 974 nt
Organism: Abrus precatorius (Indian licorice)
Lineage: Eukaryota; Viridiplantae; Streptophyta; Magnoliopsida; Fabales; Fabaceae
Exons: 2
Coding region: 71-739 (222 amino acids)
Molecular function (GO): hydrolase activity
Source: RefSeq, a predicted model, not a curated record